UAGAAAAGUUCUUCUGUGCGCGCCGGCGGCGGCGGCGGUCGCAGCCACUUCGAGCCGCAGCGGGACCUCCGGCCACGCUGACGCAUCGCAUCGCGGCCUCGGGGCCGGGAGCGGCCGGAGCAGCUUGUACAUUGACCCCGGCCCGGCUCCCGCUCCGGGCUCAGCCGGCGGGCGGGCGAGCGCGGCGCGGCCCGGGCCGGGGGGAUGUCUCGGCGGACGCGCGGUGAGGAGCUGGAUGAGCUGCACUACCAGGACACAGAUUCAGAUGUGCCAGAGCAGCGAGACAGCAAAUGCAAGGUCAAAUGGACUCAGGAGGAGGACGAGCAGCUGAGGGCCCUGGUGAAGCAGUUUGGGCAGCAAGACUGGAAGUUCCUGGCCAGCCACUUUCCCAACCGCACUGACCAGCAGUGCCAGUACCGGUGGCUGAGGGUCUUGAAUCCAGACCUCGUUAAGGGGCCAUGGACCAAAGAGGAGGACCAGAAGGUCAUCGAGCUGGUUAAGAAGUACGGCACGAAGCAAUGGACACUGAUCGCCAAGCACCUAAAGGGCCGGCUGGGGAAGCAGUGCCGCGAGCGCUGGCACAACCACCUCAACCCCGAGGUGAAAAAGUCCUGCUGGACCGAGGAGGAGGACCGCAUCAUCUGUGAGGCCCACAAGGUGCUGGGCAACCGCUGGGCUGAGAUUGCCAAGAUGCUUCCAGGGAGGACAGACAAUGCUGUGAAGAAUCACUGGAACUCCACCAUCAAGAGGAAAGUGGACACGGGAGGCUUCCUGAGUGAGUCCAGAGACUGCAAACCCCCCAUGUACUUGCUGCUGGAGCUGGAGGACAAGGACCGCCAGAGUGCGCCCCCCUCGGAAGGCCAGGGGAGUCUCGUGACCAGCUGGCCCCCAGCAUUCCCUGCCCUGAAGGAGGAGGAGAGCAGUGAGGAGGAGGCCACAGCAGCCGCCCCCUCCCAGGAGCAGGAGCCUGUCCCCGCAGAGCCGGACGGGGUGUGGACACCAGAGCCCCUGGAGGACUUCCCCAAGCGUGAGGACCAGGAGGGCUCCCCGCCGGAAACCAGCCUACCCUACAAGUGGGUGGUGGAGGCCGCAAACCUCCUCAUCCCUGCUGCGGGGUCCAGCCUCUCCGAAGCCCUGGACUUGAUCGAGUCGGACCCUGACGCCUGGUGUGACCUGAGUAAAUUUGACCUCCCCGAGGAGCCGUCUGCAGAGGGCAGCGUGGACAGCAGCCCAGGGCAGCCACAACCAUUGCAGCAGGAGCAGCAGGCCCCAGCGCCCCGCCAGGCUGCCGCCGCCGCCACCACCAUGGUGCCCAGUGUGACCGAGUACCGCCUGGAUGGCCACACCAUCUCGGACCUGAGCCGGAGCAGCCGGGGCGAGCUGAUCCCCAUCUCCCCCAGCACUGACGUGGGGGGCUCAGGCCUUGGCACUCCGCCCUCAGUGCUCAAGCGGCAGAAGAAGAGGCGUGUCGCCCUGUCCCCCGUCACGGAGAACAGCGCCAGCCUGUCCUUCCUGGACUCCUGCAACAGCCUCACCCCGAAGAGCACACCCGUCAAGACCCUGCCCUUCUCGCCCUCCCAGUUUCUGAACUUCUGGAACAAACAGGACACACUGGAGCUGGAAAGCCCAUCGCUGACGUCCACCCCCGUGUGCAGCCAGAAAGUGGUAGUCACUACACCGCUGCACCGGGACAAGACACCCCUGCACCAGAAACACGCCGCGUUUGUAACCCCAGAUCAGAAGUACUCCGUAGACAACACUCCCCACACGCCGACGCCAUUCAAGAACGCCCUGGAGAAGUACGGACCACUGAAGCCCCUGCCCCAGACCCCACACCUGGAGGAGGACUUGAAGGAGGUGCUGCGCUCCGAGGCCGGCAUUGAGCUCACCAUCGAGGAUGAAGCCAGGCCCGAGAAGCAGAAGAGGAAGUCUGGGCUGCGGCGGAGCCCCAUCAAGAAAGUCCGCAAGUCCCUGGCUCUGGACAUCGUGGAUGAGGACGUGAAGCUGAUGAUGUCCACACUGCCAAAGCCUCUGUCCUUGCCAACCAACAUCCCACCAAGCUCCUCUGGCUUCACCCCAGACAGCAGCCUGCUCAACGAGGGCUUCCUGCAAGCCAAGCCUGAGAAGCCGGCAGCGCAGAAGUCCCGCGGCCACUUUCCAGCUCCUGCCCCUAUGACCAGCGCCUGGAAGACGGUGGCCUGUGGGGGGACCAGGGACCAGCUCUUCAUGCAGGAGAAAGCCCGGCAGCUCCUGGGUCGUGUGAAGCCCAGCCACACCUCUCGGACCCUCAUCUUGUCCUAGGGACUUGGCCGUCACAAGCCUGUUCUCAUGUUUACAGGGGGCUGGGGGGCCAAGGUAGGGCCGUGAAUUUGAGACUCACUCAGAUGACCGCCUGCAGGGAGCCUUCUGCCGCCAGCCCCUCCCCAGACUGCUCAGGUGGAGACAGAGCAGGGCCGCCCCCUGUCCUGUCUCCGAGUCCGGCUGCAGCUGCGGGCGGUUCCUGGUGCUAACAGAACAAAGCCCCACCUCUGAGCUGGCCUGUCCUCCCCACCAGUGCACAGGGAGCCUCGUUAGCUUCACUCCAGCCCUGGUCAGGCCUGACCUCAUCUCAGACCUCUGCUUAGGACAGGGGACGUGGCCAGCAUUUCCUUCAACCUGUUGGUACAUUUAUUUUCUUGAAAGAAUAAAAUUGCCUUUCUCUUGUG
Molecule: messenger RNA, 2705 nt
Organism: Phacochoerus africanus (Common warthog)
Lineage: Eukaryota; Metazoa; Chordata; Mammalia; Artiodactyla; Suidae
Gene: MYBL2
Product: MYB proto-oncogene like 2
Exons: 14
Coding region: 205-2301 (698 amino acids)
Biological process (GO): regulation of DNA-templated transcription
Cellular component (GO): nucleus
Molecular function (GO): DNA-binding transcription factor activity, RNA polymerase II-specific; RNA polymerase II cis-regulatory region sequence-specific DNA binding
Source: RefSeq, a predicted model, not a curated record